This is a messenger RNA of Dictyostelium purpureum, 2211 nucleotides long. RefSeq lists its product as uncharacterized. The transcript has a single exon. Bases 1 to 2211 code for a protein of 736 amino acids. NCBI's taxonomy places the organism in Eukaryota, Evosea, Eumycetozoa, Dictyosteliales, Dictyosteliaceae. The record is from RefSeq and is a predicted model, not a curated record.
AUGGAUGAUUUAUUUUUCAAGGUGUUUAAAAAUAAUUAUAUAAAAAAUUUAAUUUUUUCAUUUUUAAAACCAACAAUUUCUUAUGAUUCUUUAUAUCACGUACCAUCAAUUAUUAGAAACAAUGGAAUUAAUAUAAUUAUUGACAAAGUUAAAUCAAACCAGUUCUUAAAGUUUCAAUCUUUUAUACUAUCAAAUGAUAAAAUUACAUAUUUGUUUGGGGAUAUAUUUCAAUUGGUAAAUGGUGAUGAUCAAGAUUUUUAUUAUAAAUUAUUUCAAAAUUAUACAAUUAUGGGAUAUACUGAUGUUCAAGAUUUGGUUUUUACAGCAUUAAAGGGUGGUUGUGUUCAAAUUUUAAAAAUAAUUAAUGAAAUUUAUAAUCAAGAGUUAACCAGUGAACAUAUAGAAAUAUCAAUUAGAGAAUGCUCAAUAAAAUCAUUACAAUAUUUAAUACAAGAUAUUAAAGUUCCACUUCCAUCAUCUGGUAAUAUUAUAAAUGUUGUUAAAGAACUUUUACUCAAGUAUGAUCCAAAGUCUUUUAAAUUAAUCAAUUAUUUAAUUAAAAACAAAUGCUUAACAAAAGAGCAAGUCGAUGGAAUAGGCUUAAUUAAAGAAAAGCUAUAUUCAAUUAAUGUAUUUCAAAGUGGCUUUAAAUUAAAGUAUUUAGUUGAAGCAUGUAAUCUAAUUGGUGUCCUAUAUCCCUCAAAAAAAUUAUCCGGAUCUUUUACAAAAGAACAAUUGGGUACAAAGGUUUUAAGAGUAGUUAUUGAAAACCAUGGGAAUAUGGCAAUCAAAAAUCAAAUUUUAGAUUUAAUUUUGUUGUACUAUUCAGUUUCAAAUAUUGAUCAAAGAGAAAUUUUUUUAUUAUAUGGUAUAGCUAGAUAUAAUGUAGGGUCGACUCAAAAAAACUUUAUGAAGAUUUGCAGAUUUGGUGAUUAUUUGGAUAUAGGAGAUCACAUCCAAGAACUGUGUCAGAAUUUAGAAGCAGCCUUUAGGACAAAGAAGAAGAUUCAGCUUUUUAAAUAUUGCCCAUCAAUAGAAAAUCAAAUUCUAUUCAUUGAAAGAGUUUGUCAAUUAUUCAAAAAAAUCAAAUACGAACACCUUUUUACAGUCGGAUUGAACCCACUCACAUUCUUUUGUAUGGUAAUAGAGUAUGAUAGUUUAGAAUAUUUAGAAUUGACAUACAACCUGUUAUAUCAAGAUUUUAAAGAUUUUUUUAGAUAUCCAAUUUUUUUAGAAUAUGUUAAAUCAACAAAGAUACUGGGCUUUAUUUUCAGAAAUUUCAAAGAGUUAUUCGAAUUUCCUGCGAUGAACAAACACAUAAUAUGGAAAUCAUUAGAUAGAAAUAAUAUCCCGUUAAUUAAACAUUAUCAAGAGUUGGUGGCAGCAGAUACUCAUAAAAAUCUGGAUAUAUUAUAUUACACAACACCUGAAGAAGCACAGGGAUACUCAUUGGCAGCAAAUUUAGUUUUGGACGAAUUUAGAGAGAGGCAAUUUAGACAAACCGAAGUUCUUGCAUUUAUAAUGUCAGUAGAGCUUGGAUACAUUCAAACUGAAAAUGAUUUUCAAUCAUUUAUAGCAACACUCUCAACUAUAGAUUUCCAAACAGAGAUAUAUCCUUUUGAUUGUAAUUUUAAAAAUUUCUUUUCAGAAUAUUAUUUUAAAAAAAUUUUGGUUUGGAUUGCAAAUACUCAAGUGUACAGAACCAUAGAAUCAUUAGAGUCUCCUCAAAUGUUAGUUGAUGGUCCUACCGAAAAGAUUAGGUUUUCAUGGGGAGCAUCCGAAUAUUUGCUUGUGUUGUACUAUCAAGGAAAAUAUGAUGAAAUAACUACAAAUAUAUCAAAUAUAAAUUUAUUAUUAAAAAAUAAUAUUCAGAGAGAGGUCGAAGAAAGUCUUAGCACAAGUUUUAUAGAUGCUCUUUUAACAUCAGAAUUAUGCUAUAGCCACGAAAAUUUCACAAAUUUCUUUUAUGAUAGUAUUUUAUAUACAUCUGUAUUAUAUGGCAAAUUUCAAAUCAUCAAUCAUAUUAAUGGGUAUCACAAUUUUAUCUUUAUAAACACAUAUAGCAAUCAAGACCUAGAAAAGCUAUUGGUUUUAUCAAUUUUGAAAGGCAAUUUCGAAAUCUCUGAUACUUUAAUACAAUAUACUUCAUUAACAGAGGAACAAAUAAAAAUCAAUUCAGAGAAUCCAUAUUUUAAAAUUUUUUUGCAAUAA